AUGUUGUACACCGCUCCGAAAGAUGUAAUUUCGUUUCGUGGAUACACAUUCCCAGUCAAGGAAGGCAACGCUAAUAUGGAGUAUGACUGUAGAUCCCAUGCCUUCGAUCAACGCGGCUGGGGACGCUCUGUGCAGACACCCUCACAACGGGGUCUCACUGGGCCUACAGCGACGGUACUCAAUGACAUAAGUUCCAUUAUUGAUUCACUGCUUGCAACAGCUGCAUCAAUGUCCGUCCCUGUUUUCUUGAUGGGCCACUCAAUGGGGGGUGCGGAAGUGCUACAAUGGGCAGCUCGUGGUCCCUCGGAUAUACGAUCUCAGAUAAGAGGCUAUGUUGCUGAAAGCCCAUACCUGACCCUCCACACGUCAGCACAGCCUCGUCGUAUGAUUGCAAUAGCCGGUAGGUUAGCGGCGAAAGUCCUACCAAAAAGACAGAUGGUGCAGAAGCUGCAGCCCAGGUGGCUUUGCAGGGACCCGGCAGUAUGCAAGAAGUGGGAGGAUGACGAGCUUUGUCAUGAUACGGGAACAUUGGAAGGGCUGGUCGGGAUGAUGGACAGGGGAGCAGAGUUGAAUUGCGACAGGAUAGUUGUAGAGGAUGAGAAAAGUUUUUGGAUAGGACAUGGGAGUGGAGACCGGGUCACGAGUUUCGAGAGCAGUAAGCAGUGGUUUGGACGAUUGAAGGCAAAAGAUAAGGAGUUCAAGGAAUAUCCGGGAUGGUUCCACAAGCUACACGCUGAGCCGGGGGAGGACAAGAUCACUUUCGCAAACGACGUUGCAGGUUGGAUCCUCGCUAGAGCAAACAUUCAGAGGACGCAAGCCUUGUCAGAGCCACAAAGCAAAUUGUGA
This is a messenger RNA of Letharia columbiana, 846 nucleotides long. RefSeq lists its product as uncharacterized. Gene Ontology annotation, molecular function: lipase activity. The transcript is spliced from 4 exons. The record is from RefSeq and is a predicted model, not a curated record. Bases 1 to 846 code for a protein of 281 amino acids. Gene Ontology annotation, cellular component: membrane. Lineage: Eukaryota; Fungi; Ascomycota; Lecanoromycetes; Lecanorales; Parmeliaceae.